UCAGGGCCCUGCCAGCCCCCUCCAACAAGGUUAUACCAGGGGGGUCGAACAUGAAUCUUGCUGGGGUGUGUGGCCAUUCCCCCGUGCUGGGGGCAGGGAUGGAGACCAAAACCGAGAGGCUUGUUGUGGGGGGAGACCUCUCUCGUGGGGCAAAGACCCAGGGGGGGCAGGAAGCUGGGGGAUUGCAAACCCACUCCGUGCCGGGGUGGAGACGAGGAGACUUUGGGCUGCGUGUCUGCUCGGCAUGGAAAUGAAUCCCACCAUUGCCAGCCGAGCUGGGGGCGCGCACAUGCGUCCUCCCCUGCCUUUGCUCGCCCCUCUUUUUGCGAGGUCUGGACAGCGCCCAGCAUAGCACGCGUGUCAGUCACCGCCUGCCUCACAUACCGGCGUGCUGACACACGUGUGCGUGUGGGCAGGAGGUGCCUCACGAGGUCGGGGCCGUGGGGCUCUUCCCCGCCCCGGCGGAUGAGCUCAGCACCCUGGCACGACGGGAGGAGCUGAGGCCACGUGGAGCCCCGGGCAGGGAAGCCAGGUCACCUACUUCCUCUGGCUGGCUGCUCCACAGACCCAGCCCCAUGGGGCACUCACCGUGUUACCAGCGGGGUGACCGUGGGGAGGUGAACAGCCCUUGGGCUUGGCUCUUCCUAAAAUCCUCUGGGGGAAGACCCCAGUUGUCCCCUUCCCCUGUAACAAGUUCAUCCCCAGCCCUCCUUUGUGGGGUCUGAGCGCUUAGGGAUGGGUAAGACCCUUUCCUGCUGGCAUUGCCCAUAAUGGCACUGGCGCCCCUCCAAAGGUCCCUGGAUGCUGGGCGACUUGUGGAACCCCAGGGCCAGCUUGGGGGAGGUUGCAUGUGAGCCUUUGGCCUCGCUGGGCCAAAUCUGGGCGCUGCGGAGCUGGCCCGGAUGGGCUGGGAUGCAGACCAGAGCCCCUGAGCGCCUCCCCACCCCCAGGUCCCAGCACUUCCUCCCCUGCCCGACCUGGAGCCGUCAGGCCAAGUCACUUCCUACCUGGGAAGGUGAGUCAGGCUGAGCGGAGCCUGGAGACAGGAAGCAGGGGAGAGGGAGCAGCCCAUGCUUCGCCUCGCGGGGCCCGGGGAGCUUUGCAGAGACAACGACGGCUGCCACGGGUCUGAGUGUGGUCUGAGUGGCACGGGGCUGCCGUGGCACAGGGCUCACACCUGGUGCUGGCGGGGUCCGAGAGGCCCGGUGGUGGAGCAAGGAGCCUGGUAAUCUGUGGCCAGCCCCGGCUCGUUCGAACCCAGGCAGGGAUGUGGGGGACGGUCGAUUAGCACCCAUGGCACGUCUGCGUUGAGUCCAGGGACUCAGCUGGGAGGAGGCAGUGCUGCCCAGUGGGUGCAGCAAGGCACGGCACCCCACGAGGGGGGAGAGGAGGCAGGGUUGCCCUGAUGAGACGAGACCACCUGAGGCAGGAUCUGACCGUGCAGACCCCCUGCCCAAACCAUCUCCCCCCAAGCCUGGCUGGGCUAGCAGGGGGCUGCGGGUCAGGCCUGGGGGGGUCCGUCCUGCUGGGCCAGGGGCAGGAACGGGGGAGCUGGGAGGGGUGCUGACUGGCUGUGGGUUGGGGUACCGCCGCGGGGGGGGCUGUGGGCCCGGACUUGGCCUGACAGCCCCCUUGCCCCGGCUGUUGAGAGGCACAGAGCCCUAUACAGUGCCCCCCACCCCCGUCGGACACGUACACACGUGUGCCCACACAUUCCUGUGCGCGCCUGGGGCUGAGCUAAUGGGCUGUGCUAAUUGUGCAAGGAAAGCGGUGGAGCGGGAGAAGCAGAGGCUGCGUCUGGGGGCUGGCAGAGCCCAAGGGACGCCGAGACCAUCCCAGGGGCACGAGGAGGGUCCUGGUAGCAAGGUCCAGACCAGGGAAGUGGGGCAAAAGGUUUGUUGCUGGGAGAAGGGAGCAUUUUACCUCCAUUUCCUUAAGCCCCCACAGCAGGCGCAAACAUUGGCAUCCCUGGGUUACAGGCGGGGAAACUGAGGCACAGGGUGAGCUCAUGAGACCACCCUGAGUGGCAGGAGUCCUGGGUUUCUUGCCUUAGGUGUCUUUGGCCCCCAGGUCUCAGUGGGCAUUCAAGCAGCCUGACCCGUCCUUCUUGCCCUCCAUGUGCCAGAGUCAGGUGUGCAUGGACCCGCCGGCCCCAGGAGACAUCGCAGCAUGCUGGGCACCAUCCUGCCCCGCUACUGGGGGCACGGGUGGCGCGGGGCAUUUCUCAGUGACUGCAGGGGCUGUGGCACCGGGUCAGGCUCGGGCGGAGGGCAGCUCCGAGACCCCAAACUCUUCGUCAUGGAGAGAUGGGCAUCACCGGGGCACAGCAGGAGAUGCUGGCACGGCUGCCUCCUCACGGUGACAAUCUGGCUGCUUAAUCUCUAAACUAACCCUGGCACCAAUUUAUUUAUUGAUUUCCCCCGCCCCGUGCAGCAUCUGCGUCAGUGACCAGAGCGCGUCUGCUACAGGGGGGCACCCAGCCCCCCAGAAACCCCUCCCCAGCACAAUCUGGGGUCUUACUGGGGGGGUCUGUGGACGGUGGCCAGCCCAGCCCUGCCUGGCCGUGAGUUUGGAAACGAGGGCUCCCUGUCCGUGUCCCCCACCACCCGCUACCAGGCAAAGGGAGGGCUGGCACCCGUAUGCCAGGUCGGCGCAGCCAUCUUCCCGGGGUUCCCUUCCCCCUCCUGCGUUUGGAUGGCGGAGAGGCCUGGGAGCCGGCGUGGGGAGGGGGAGCUGGCGCCGGGAGCAUGAGCAGUGCAGGGAUGCUUUCCCAGCCAGCCCAGGAUGCUGCUGGCUAGCCAGCAUCUCUCCUCCCCUUGCAGGCAGGGGCUGGGCACGGUGACGCUGCGGCCUGGUCUUGCACCUGCCUGGAGACGGGGCCGCUAGCUGCAGCCUCUGCGGCUCUCCACCCGCAUCCUGCCAGGGCAGGGGGAUCUCCGGGCCUGGCAUCGCUCUGGGUUGCAGGGGGAGGCCUCCCCGGAGAGGGAUGCUCCCGCAUCCCUGCAGGGAUCUGGCUGCCGGAGGGACAGCAAGCUGCUGAGGUAGGACCACAACGCCCGGGCCGGGGGAGCCGGCACCCUUGGGCCUGGGUCACCUUCACCGUUCCUUGCCUCCGGCACUGCAGCAACUUUCUGCCAUGUGACCGCGGAGCCUGGAUCCAUCCCUGCUCCAUCGCUGGCGCCGGCCCCGCAGCCAUGGGGGAGAAGUCGGACUACCAGCGCUUGGGCAGCGCCGAGGAGGACGACGAGGCCUUGAGCGCCCGCCCCGCCACCUUCCCGGAGGGCGCCGGGCGCAGGUCCCCGCGGCUGCUCAAUGGGAACUCUGGGCCUCCACAGCAGGAGAUGCCACUGGGCGGCCAGGCAGCGCCGGACCAGAGGAAGCUGAGCUGCAGCAUGCAGGCGGACGAGGGCACGGACUGGCUCCUGGAGCUGCUGACGGAGGUGCAGCUGCAGCAGUACUUCCUUCGCAUCCGGGACGACCUCAACGUCACCCGCCUCUCACACUUCGAGUAUGUCAAGAAUGAGGACCUGGAGAAGAUCGGCAUGGGGCGCCCGGGCCAACGACGGCUGUGGGAGGCUGUGAAGAGGAGGAAAGCCAUGUGCAAGCGCAAGUCGUGGAUGAGCAAGGUGUUCAGCGGGAAGCGCCCCGAGUCGGAGUUCCCCCCCCAGCCCCAAAGCACCUUCCGGAAGCCACCCACGCCGCCGCCACCCCCCGAGGGGACCAGCCAGCCCGCCCUGACCUGCCUCAUCAGCGAGCGGGACCUGACGCUGCUCGAGAAGCUGGGCGACGGCUCCUUCGGCGUGGUGCGGCGCGGCGAGUGGUCCACGCCCUCCGGCAAGACGCUCAGCGUGGCUGUGAAGUGCCUCAAGACAGACGUGCUGAGCCAGCCCGAGGCGCUGGACGACUUCAUCCGGGAGGUGAACGCCAUGCACUCCCUGGACCACCGCAACCUGAUCCGGCUCUACGGCGUCGUGCUCUCCCACCCCAUGAAGAUGGUGACAGAGCUGGCGCCGCUGGGCUCCCUGCUGGACCGGCUGCGGAAGAACCAGGGCCACUUCCUCAUCGCCACGCUGUGCCGCUACGCCGUGCAGAUCGCCAAGGGCAUGGCCUACCUGGAGUCCAAGCGCUUUAUCCACCGUGACCUGGCCGCCCGCAACAUCCUCCUGGCUGCCAAUGACUUGGUCAAGAUUGGCGACUUCGGACUCAUGCGGGCCCUGCCCAAGAACGACGACCACUACGUUAUGCAGGAGCACCGCAAGGUGCCCUUCGCCUGGUGUGCCCCCGAGAGCCUGAAGACACGUACCUUCUCGCACGCCAGUGAUACCUGGAUGUUUGGGGUGACCCUCUGGGAGAUGUUCACCUACGGGCAGGAGCCCUGGAUCGGCCUCAACGGCAGCCAGAUCCUGCACAAGAUUGACAAGGAGGGGGAGCGGCUGCUGCGGCCCGAGGACUGUCCCCAGGACAUCUACAACGUCAUGCUGCAGUGCUGGGCUCACAAGCCUGAGGACCGACCCACCUUCCUGGCCCUGCGUGACUUCCUGGUGGAGGCUCAGCCCACAGACAUGAGGGCACUUCAGGACUUCGAGGAACCCGACAAGCUGCACAUCCAGAUGAACGACGUCAUCACAGUCAUCGAGGGCAGGGCCGAGAAUUACUGGUGGCGGGGUCAGAAUAAGCGGACCCUAAACGUGGGGCAGUUCCCCCGAAACACGGUGACCUCGGUGGCCGGGCUGUCGGCCCACGACAUCAGCCAGCCGCUUAAAAACAGCUUCAUCCACACGGGGCAUGGAGACACCAACCCCCAGCACUGCUGGGGCUUCCCCGAUAAGAUUGAUGAGCUGUACCUGGGAAAUCCCAUGGACCCUCCAGACCUUCUAGGCGUGGACCUGAACGCGGCCAGACCCACCCAGCUCCCGGGAAGGGCUAAAAGGGAGCCGCCGCCUCGGCCGCCUCAGCCCACGAUCCUGCUUAAGAAGCCCUCGUACGACCCCGUCAGCGAGGACGAGGACGGCCUCUCUGCAGGGCUCAAGAGGCUGUGCCUGAAGAAGCCGGGCCCGCCGCGGGGGCUGCGACUAGUGAAGCCGUCGGCCCGUGUGCCGGGCACCAAGGUGGGUGAGCGCCAGGCCGCCCGGGCAAAGGGGGACACGGCACCGGGCAGCGAGGUGACGCUUAUCGACUUCGAGGAGGAGCUGCCCCCCCUGACGCCCUCACCCGGCAGGGAGCUGGGCGCCCCGUCCCUCGCCAGGCUGGCCAUGGAGGCCUUCUCGCUGCUGGACAAGACGCCCCCACAGAGCCCCGCGCGAGCGCUGCCCAGGCCGCUGCACCCCACACCAGUGGUAGACUGGGAUGCACGGCCCCUGCCGCCGCCUCCUGCCUACGACGACGUGGCUCAGGACGAGGACGACUUCGAGGUGUGCUCCAUCAACAGCACCGAGGCCCUGAGCGGGCCGCGAGCCGCCCAGUACGGGCUGGCAGGGCCUCCCGGUGCCUGGGAAAGAGGUGAAACCAACUAUGGCUUCGAGGGAGAGAAUACAGCGGUGGCUGCAGAGAGGGGCUCGCUGCUGCUGGAGGAUAACCUCUUCCUGCCCCGGAAGCCGGCCAAGCAGCCCAGCCCGUCGCAGACCACGGAGAUCUUCGAGGAGCUGCAGCAGGAGUGCAUGAAGCGUCUGCACGUGCCCCCGGCGCCCGGCUCUCUAGCCUCCACACCCAGCCCUGGUGAGGACAAGCCACAAGUGCCACCCCGCGUGCCCAUCCCGCCCCGGUUCCUGCGGCGCAACGAGCAUGGGCGCUGGUCGGGGGAGCUGUCCCGCCUGCCGACGGCAGGGUCCCCCCAGCCACGGGGCUGCACCCUCUCCACCUCUCCCGGGAAGCCCAUGCCCACCACGCAGAGCUUCGCCUUGGACCCCAAGUACGCCACCCCCAAGGUGAUCCAGGCGCAGGGCAAGGAGGGGCUGCGGGGGCCCUGCAUCCUGCCCAUCGUGAAGGAUGGCAAGAAGGUCAGCAGCACCCACUACUACCUGCUGCCCGAGCGCCCGUCCUACCUGGACAAGUUCGAAAAGUUCCUCAAGGUCGAGAGCCCCGAGGAGACCCCGGCUGCGGCCCCGGCUCUGGCUCCAGCUCCUGCCCGCGUGGUCACCACCGCCACCGUGCGGCCCAUGGUGCAGCAGCCGGACAGCCGGGCCAACUUCUCCUCCAACAACAGCAACCGCUGCACCGUGCGCACCUCCUGCAGCCUCCAGAAGAUCAUCUACGACGGGCCUGACACCUUUCGGCCCUCCGACAAGAUCCGCUUGGUCCAAGACACGGUGCACGGCGUGACGACCGAGGAGUGCCAGGCCGCCCUGCAGAGCCACGGCUGGAACGUCCAGCGUGCCAUCCAGUACCUGAAGGUGGAGCAGCUCUUCUGCCUGGGGUUGAAGUCCCGAGUGGAGUGCCACAAGGUCCUGGAGAUGUUCGACUGGAAUCUGGAGCAGGCCAGCUCCCACCUGCUGGACCCCUACAGCACUGCCAGGCAGAAGCGGUGACAGUGGCAUGGGGAAGCCAAGGAGCCUGAUGUGGAGCGGGCGCUGCCCGAGAUGCAGUCACGGGGUUGUCUGCACCCCACCCGCUGCGGGACCCGCUGCUGGACUCUGGAUGGAGCCCCUGCCGGCGUGGGAGAGGGCCCCGGGGCAGGGCAGAGCGGAGCGAGGGCCAGGGCCAGGACUGCCGAGGCGCCCUCUGGGCCCCGCUGAGCUAUGCCCUGAGCCCGUGGUGGAAUUGCUUUUGUAAAGAGAAAUGUAAUUUUAAUAUAUACAUCUCUAUAUCUAUAUAAAUAUUCUAUUGGA
Alligator sinensis (Chinese alligator) is the source of this 6824-nucleotide messenger RNA. It is a transcript of the gene TNK2, whose product is annotated as tyrosine kinase non receptor 2. Gene Ontology annotation, molecular function: protein binding; protein serine/threonine/tyrosine kinase activity; protein tyrosine kinase activity. Gene Ontology annotation, cellular component: extrinsic component of cytoplasmic side of plasma membrane. The record is from RefSeq and is a predicted model, not a curated record. Lineage: Eukaryota; Metazoa; Chordata; Crocodylia; Alligatoridae. Gene Ontology annotation, biological process: protein phosphorylation; negative regulation of epidermal growth factor receptor signaling pathway; regulation of keratinocyte differentiation.